AUGACUCAAGAAACUGAAAGCUUGAUAAUUAAAACUGAUACCACAAAUAAAAAUCCUCAAACUCUCGUCGAAGAUUGCCUCUAUCUUGCUUUUAGACUAUUCACAACCAACAAAGAUUUGUAUUCUUGCGUUUUGGUCAAUAAAUCUUGGGCUACUAUUGCUAUACCAAUUUUAUGGGAAGCUCCUUUUCGAAAUGAUUACAGCUUUGUUCCAUCUCCAAAAGUUAUUGAUGUCUAUAAAGCAUUUUUACCUGACAAUGAACAAAGAAUUAAUCUUCCUUCGCAUAGGAUUCCUUUUGAUUAUCCUUCAUAUCUCAAAGAACUCCCCUUUGACCGCUUCUGUAAUGCUGUUGGUAAUAUUGAUAUUCGCAAACCCAUAGAUCAUGAACUUAUAAAAAGGUUACUUAAAAUGUUUGCUUCCCAUGGUGCAAUUUUACGAAAAUUUGAUAUCUGUAGUUCUCUGGCUAAUCAGGCAAUUCUAAAUGAAAAUUGGAUAGCACUUCCUAGUAAUCCCGAAUUCUCUUCAAUGUUUGGUAACAAUUUAGCAUAUUUCAGUUGUGGUAUUCAACGGUCAGAUAAAAAGGUCGAACUCUUUAAUGCAUUAGCUUUAAAUUGCCACAACAUUAAACAUCUUAAGGUUAAAGUUUGGCGUGAAGAUGAAGGAAUAGCAUUGGCAAAUCUCAUUCGUGUUCAAAAGCAAUUAGUUAAAUUUUCUUUAUUGAACAGUAAUUUUUACGCAUCAAUUGUUGUUCAAGCUUUAAUAUAUCAUACAAAAUCUCUCAAUUCUAUAUC
Dentiscutata heterogama is the source of this 791-nucleotide messenger RNA. The record is from the annotation of a GenBank genome assembly. NCBI's taxonomy places the organism in Eukaryota, Fungi, Glomeromycota, Glomeromycetes, Diversisporales, Gigasporaceae.